AUGCGUCUCCCCGUCUCGGCGCUGCUCUUGCUGCUCCAGCUCUGCGGCGCGGACGCCUCGUCCGUGACUGCGGGUGCGCCCGAGCACUUGAUGACCACAGGAGGCGAAUGUGUGCGUUUGUUUCACUCCAGGGGGAGCAUCGGCUGCCGCAGUCAAACGGCUUCCGACAUGGCACCUUUGUACCCGAUCACAAGCGCCGACGAGCUUCAGAGCUUCGUAUCAGGCUCCGCUGACCAACAAGAAGCCGACUCCAAGUACGUUCUGGUAAUGGCCGAGUCGCUACUGAGCUACGACGCCAUCGAGACUGGAAUCGACCGUAUCGCAGGCCUGUUCCUCUACCCAGACUCCACCAACGCUUCGUUCGACGUCGCAACACCGCAAGGAGACGGCACAGUGGAUGGAGUAUUGAACCCUUUCGCUAGUGAUAAGACUAAGUGGAAUCCAACCGGUAACGGGCUACUAAUCGAGUCGCUGCCCUUCUCGGUCGCCAUGCUGGAGAACUCUACGAUGGGAGAAGAGUUCACGAAACGUGCGCAAAUUAACUUAAAGGACUCCGCUGGGGCGACAUACAAAGCCUUUAUGAACUAUUAUUUCGGACCGGAAGAGAUGGAUUCCUUGAAAUGCUUGAACUUCACCAAUAUUUACGGAAACCCCAGUCCAAAGUGCGACCCUAUUGGAGGACAGAGUUCGUGGGCUAUGCGAGGGAAUUUAAAGUCCGGAGAGAUCGUCAUGGCCAUGGCAGGUAUGGAUGCCGCCUCACUGUCCCACGUACUGUCACCCGGAGCCAACACCGGUGCGUCUGGACUUGUAGCACUGCUGGCAGCCGCCCAUGCACUCAAAAGCUUACCAGACUCGUCGUUCAAUAAAAAAGUCGUGUUCGCAGCCUUCCAAGCCGAGAAAUUCGGAUUCGUCGGAUCGAGAAAGUUCCUUUCGGACUUGCAGAAGUUCACGAAAGACCCGGAAGGAGCGUGUGCAUACCCCGUGGACGACUCCUCGUCUCCUAUGGGCUCGAGUUUCUGCACGAAUCCGAUGCUCAGUAGCACGGAGUUCGCUAACUUAAAUCUCGCGAACAUCUCGUACGUUAUUGCUGUUGAUCAGGUGGGUAUUCUACCGAAAUCCGGCAACUUCACGCUGCACGUGAACCCAAAUGCGAACGACUCUAGUGCUCUAGUCGACGCUGUACUUAACGCCCCAUCCAGUGCUUCUGUUGCUGAAGGUAGAACGGCUUCGCUGCCUCCUACACCGCUGACAUCGUUCGUAAACGAUGGCGAGUACGGCCAACGUGACCUGGUGGGUGCAGUACUUGCUGGCUACGACGACAGCUACACCUCUAAGAAGACAUACAACAGUCGCCACGACGAGUAUAAUCUUCUAGAUGUCGACGCUGUUGUACAAGCAGCUCAAAUACUGGCUGAGAGUGUUUUUACGCUGGCCUCGAAUAAUGCGACGACGGCACAGAUGGACAAGAUCAAGGUGGAUACGUGGCUAGUUGAGUCCAUGUUGUCAUGUAUCAGUACGGACUGGAACUGCGAUCUUAUGAAGAAAUACUCACAGUACAUGGUCUCGACGUUAAUUGAGUAUUCGAGUCUCGUGGACUCGGCUUCACCGUCGUACUCGGAGCCGGCUACCGUGUACCCGGGUACACUGAACCGUGAUCGCUCUAUGAUGGUGCUGAAAAAAAGUGAUGCCUCGUUCUACUCGCUCUUCAACGACUCGUGGUCAGACGAGGACUAUGCUGUACGGCUCUUCCCGAAUGCGUACGAGGUCUUCACGCGCGCCUUCCUGGCGUCUGCUAUGGUGCCUAACGCUACAGCUGACGGUGCUCCGUCAUGCUCACAGAGUCAAGGAUGUAGUGACGGUGGGAAGGGCAUGGAGUGUGUCUAUCCUGGAGUCUGCGUUAAGAAGAGUGCGUACCAUCACGAAGCCAGCUCACCGGCGAUUAAGCGAACAGACACGCCACUACUGUACGCUGUGGUGAACUCGUCGAUGCCUAUCUGGACUGAGCCGCAAUGGGCUACGGGGAUCGGUAGCUACUCGUUCCCGGACCCUGGCGCUUGGAUCGGCUGGAUUACACUUGCUGUCGGCGUUGUGGUGACAGGACUUGGCGUCGGAGCGUCGUUUAUGGUGCUAAACAGCGUGCAGAAAAUGAAGCUGAUGUAA
This is a messenger RNA of Phytophthora infestans T30-4, 2160 nucleotides long. RefSeq lists its product as uncharacterized. Gene Ontology annotation, biological process: protein processing. The record is from RefSeq and is a predicted model, not a curated record. NCBI's taxonomy places the organism in Eukaryota, Oomycota, Peronosporomycetes, Peronosporales, Peronosporaceae. The coding region runs from base 1 to 2160 and encodes 719 amino acids. Gene Ontology annotation, cellular component: membrane. The transcript has a single exon.